Lactuca sativa (garden lettuce) is the source of this 903-nucleotide messenger RNA. RefSeq lists its product as uncharacterized. The record is from RefSeq and is a predicted model, not a curated record. NCBI's taxonomy places the organism in Eukaryota, Viridiplantae, Streptophyta, Magnoliopsida, Asterales, Asteraceae.
AUGAGUGCAAUCAUUAGAAGAACAAUCAACUAUAGAGAAGAAACUCUAUUUUGGAGCGACGAUUGGCUGGGCAAUGGUCCACUCAAACUUAGGUUUCCUAAGCUUUAUACCCUGGAAUCGCAAAAGAAAUGUAAGAUCUCUGAUCAUAUCUACGAUGGAGGAUUCUCUUGGUCUUGGUCUCGUCAGCCGCUUUCACAGCAAGUCAACCGACUUAUACAAGCUAUUGGGUCUACUUGGCUAAACUCCAGCAAAGAGUACUCACAGACAUGUGAUUUGGCUUCAAACGAUUGCUUCGUUGUGGAUGUGGGUAGGCGUCGGUUGAAAACGACUUUGAGUGGGUCGGGCAAUUGCUCAUUUGGUUGGUUAAAAGAGACACCUAUAAAGGUAUCAUGCUUCGUUUGGCGUGCUAUUCAAAAUUGCAUCCCAUCUGCCUUGUCUCUCAAUCAUCGUGGCAUCAAUACAGAUUUGGUGACUUGCGGGGAAUGUAACACGGAUGAGGAAUCUGCGGAUCACAUAAUAUGUGGAUGUUCAUUUGCUAGAUUUACAUGGGAGUGGAUCUUCAUAUGGUGUUUCAUAUUGUUGCCUUAUUUUGAUAAAACUGGUGAGGUGUUGGAAUUCGCAACGGUAUGGGGAAAUUGCCCAAAGAAGAAAAAGGUGUUGUUGGGUAUUUGUUAUGGAACGAUUUGGAGUUUGUGGCAAGCGAGAAACGGAAUAAUCUUCAAUCAAAAUCAGAUUACACCUGAAAAGGCCGUGGAUAUUAUCAAAUCAUCGGUGUUCAUUUGGUUCAAACGUCGGAGCAAUGGAGGCAUUUAUAAUUGGGUAGAUUGGUGUAAAAGUCCUUCAUGUAAUAGGCUUGACAUUUUUUUUUCUCUCUCUAAUGGUUGUGAUACGAGAUCUGUUUAG